CGUCCCGCCCUGCCCCGCGCCGCCCGCUCGCCCUUGCCGCCGUCCCGGCCGCGCCAUGUUCCGCGCCCGCCGCCUCCUCCAGCGCUUCGCCGCCCGCCCGCCGCUGCCGCCGCCGCCCCGCGCCCGCGGCUAUGCCGAGCCCGCCGCCGGCCCGGCCCCCAUGGCCUUCACCUUCGCCUCGCCCACGCAGGUGUUUUACAACGGUGCCAACGUGAAGCAGGUGGAUGUGCCCACGCUGACGGGCUCCUUUGGCAUCCUGGCCUCUCACGUGCCCACCCUGCAGGUCCUCAAGCCAGGAGUUGUGACAGUCCACGCUGAGGAUGGCACAGCCACCAAGUACUUCGUGAGCAGCGGCUCUGUCACGGUGCAUGCGGACUCCACGGUGCAGGUGCUGGCAGAGGAGGCAGUGACCAUGGACAUGCUGGACCUGGCUACUGCAAAAUCCAACCUGGAGAAGGCUGUUUCAGAGAUGGCUGCAGCAUCUGAUGAAGCAGCUAAAGCAGAAGCUCAGAUUAAAGUAGAAGCAAAUGAAGCCCUUGUAAAAGCCCUGGAGUAAUUAAGGAAUCCCACUGUUGAUGCUGAGAAACCCCAGACUGUCCUACUUGUCCUGACUUCCCUCCUUGUCCAGAUGGUGUGGGACAGACAGAGGUGGAGAGAAACGCUCCCUGAUGCAUUAAAAGGAAACGUGACCCCGUC
Messenger RNA from Colius striatus (speckled mousebird), 696 nucleotides. It is a transcript of the gene ATP5F1D, whose product is annotated as ATP synthase F1 subunit delta. NCBI's taxonomy places the organism in Eukaryota, Metazoa, Chordata, Aves, Coliiformes, Coliidae. The coding region runs from base 56 to 556 and encodes 166 amino acids. The transcript is spliced from 5 exons. Gene Ontology annotation, biological process: proton motive force-driven ATP synthesis. Gene Ontology annotation, molecular function: proton-transporting ATP synthase activity, rotational mechanism. The record is from RefSeq and is a predicted model, not a curated record.